AUGCCGAUCAAACACCUGGAUCCCAGCUGCGCAUUCGGCUUCUACUGUGGCAGUCGAAUGGAGUUGGUUCAACUGCUCGAGCGUCUACCGCGCAUCUCCGAACUGCGUAGCUCUCACCGAUCGAACACACGUCUAAUCGAGGUGGUUUCCGCCUCGCAGGCGACCCACCUCUUCACUCCACCCGUAACAUCCCUACCCACCGCCAAACGGUUCAGCCUGACCAAGGACCUCCGUCCUUCUUACUCCUACCCUCCAAUCGAUGACAGCAGUGAAAAGCUCGAUGAUCACCGGCAACACCGCGAGGAAAGAGAUACUGUCUUCCUCUAA
Molecule: messenger RNA, 327 nt
Organism: Dibothriocephalus latus
Lineage: Eukaryota; Metazoa; Platyhelminthes; Cestoda; Diphyllobothriidea; Diphyllobothriidae
Source: the annotation of a GenBank genome assembly